AAUGGAACGUAGCAUGCCCAUGUAGCAGAGUUUCCAUGUAGGAGCGGGGCAUUGCAUCGGCAUAUUCUAAUGUUGUCCGAGGAAAGAGAGCUCAAGAAAGGAAAGCAGCUUCGGAGUUUCCAAACGUUCGACCCCGACCCGAUCUUCAAGAAGCAGAGUGGGGGAGAGAGAAAGAGAGAGAGAGAGAGAGAGAGAGAGAGAGAAUUCAACCUCUUCAGGUAGGAGGGAGAAUCCGGGGAUAGCAAGAGAACAGCGAAUAGCAUCUCAUCGUCAUCCCCGUAGGAGAAAAGGAAAAAAGGGUUGUCUCCGAUUUUGUCAUCUCUUUCGACAUCGUACUUUUCUCGAGAUCUUCGAAAAUCCUCUGACCUUCAUCGGUCGUGUCGAGUUGUUGUUGCUGUAGUGACAGAGUUGCUUCUGCUGUGAUGGAGUUGCUGCUGCUGUUUUGAGUGCGUCUGCUUUAGCCUUGUAGCUGUGAUGAGCCAUUGCGCUGUUGCCCGGAUUAUCAAGCCUGCAUUACUGCUGCUAAAUCAGCCUGAGAAUCGCCUUUACAAUGCUCUCAUUGACUCACUCUAGCCCAGCUGUGGUCUGUUAUUACGAUUUAGAGUGUGCAGCUUUGUCCUAUCAAAGGCAUCCUUGACAUUACCGGAUUUGUUAUGUCAAAUUCCAGACCACCUAGUACCAGAAAUUUGACAUACUCUGGAAAGCAUGUUUUCCUGCCUCCAAAAAGCCCAUUCCCCGGCCUUUCGCCUUCAUAUGUUGAUUAUAUUCCUAACCCUCCAAUCGGAUCUAAAGCAGUGCAAAGGCCCGGGGAGGGGUAUACCCGCCACCAACGAACGUCAUCUGAGAGUUUUCUCAUGGAGGAUCAACCCUCAUGGCUUGAUGAUUUACUUGAUGAACCUGAAACUCCUGUACGUAGGGGAGGCCAUAGACGCUCAUCAAGUGACUCUUUUGCAUACAUAGAUGUAGCUAAGUUUUCUGAUCCAGACCAUGCAGCUCAUGAUGAGCACAAGUACAGAAAUGUGUUUUCAGCGCCCUAUUGGGGAACUCAAGAAAUGGAUCAUCAAAGAGGUGGUCAGCAUGCAUAUUUUGUUGCUGACCAAAACCAUGUGAAGCAGAAGAAUAGGGUGUGGGAGUCAUCUCGCAAUGUUGCAACUCCCCCUGGUGCCCCACCUGUGGCUGGAGGUGAUGUUGCUACUCAAAAUUCUGCACUGAUAUGUGUAUCCCAAGAAGUGGAGAAGUAUCCCUCCAUGGUAAAUGGGAAGCAAGACCAAGUUGAAUCUGUAAUUGAUUUAAAGGCUUCAUCUGAAAGGAAAGAUGCCUCUCGUGCUAAGCCAACUUCAACUGAGACAGAUACUAAACGGGCAAAGCAGCAAUUUGCACAGCGUUCACGGGUCCGGAAACUUCAGUACAUAGCCGAGUUGGAAAGAAAUGUGCAAGCUUUGCAGGUAGAAGGUUCUGAGUUUUCCGCAGAGGUUGAAUUUCUCAACCAGCGACACCUUAUCUUGAACAUGGAGAAUAAUGCCCUCAAACAACGGUUGGAAAGUUUAGCUCAAGAGCAGUUGAUAAAAUGCUUUGAGCAUGAGGUUUUAGAGCGGGAAAUAGGAAGAUUGAGGGCCAUGUACCAGCAACAGCAGAAUCAACAGCAGCAGCAACAACCAUCUUCUGGCCUUCAACGCAGCAGCAGCCGCAGCACCAGCACCAGCACCAGCAAAGGCCUUGAUGCCCAGUUUGCAAACCUCUCGUUGAAACACAAGGAUGCUACUUCCAGGCAUGACACUACGAGUGGACCUCUUCGUACUUAGUUGCAUGAUGCAACACCUGUGGGCGAUGGUGCCAUCUUUUGUUGGAGCCUCUGUCCCUUGUCUUUGCUCGUUUGGCCAUCUAUAUCUUCUCCGUCUCACCUUUUGUCAUAAUCGAUAUUUGGUGCACCUGGUUAUCAUUGCCGAUAGUCCUGUUGCCGGCAUGUGAUAUACCUGAGGUGGGUCUCGCCCUUACAGUAUGUUGCUGCUCACAUCUUAGAAUCUAUUUGCCAAGUGGUUUCUAGCCAUAGAGUUGUCCGACCACCUAAUAAUACUCAAGGCAUUGGUAAAGUUUUUCGUAUUCUGUUUUUUUAUCUGCCUCUCCAGCGCUAGGCUGGGCAUUACUUUGGAAUGCUUUGCGAGAAGAAGAUUACCAUUUGGAUGUAUUAAUUGUUAUUAUUUGCUCAAACCAGUUCGGCUCCAUUGUACAAAAACUGAUGGUGCCGUACGAGCAUGUCCUUUGAUGAUUUCUCAGUGAUUGUUGAGAGGAACAAGUGGAACUUCAUGUAAGUUCACGAUCAUGUCGUGGCCAAUGAAUGCUACGAGGAGGCAAAUAGUACAUGCCCUUAA
This is a messenger RNA of Eucalyptus grandis, 2369 nucleotides long. RefSeq lists its product as hypothetical. NCBI's taxonomy places the organism in Eukaryota, Viridiplantae, Streptophyta, Magnoliopsida, Myrtales, Myrtaceae. The transcript has 6 exons. Gene Ontology annotation, biological process: regulation of DNA-templated transcription. Gene Ontology annotation, molecular function: DNA-binding transcription factor activity. The record is from RefSeq and is a predicted model, not a curated record. Bases 654 to 1802 code for a protein of 382 amino acids.